Molecule: messenger RNA, 2039 nt
Organism: Haliotis rufescens (red abalone)
Lineage: Eukaryota; Metazoa; Mollusca; Gastropoda; Lepetellida; Haliotidae
Product: fucolectin-3-like
Exons: 5
Coding region: 273-1010 (245 amino acids)
Source: RefSeq, a predicted model, not a curated record
UGUUCAACAGCAUCCCAUGAGGUCCGUAUUAACAGCUUUAAACGGUCCUUCCAACAAUGGGCGUGUGAACAAGAGGUCGUGCAUCCCCAUGAUGUUUUCUCCCCUGUCACCAUGAUGAUCAGUGAGCUUCAGACGUUGGUCAGGCAGCAGGAACGGAAUAAGCAAAGGUAUCUGCUGAAAGAAGUGUAACAAAGUGAUCGACCGAACAUUUGAUAUCGGUACCUAAUGAGGAGGUGCUCCAAGAUCAGCGACAACGCAGAAUCGACGCAGACAUGACAUCCUUGACAAACCUACUUUAUACCAUCGUGUGUUUCCUUUUGGAAGCCUUGGAGGUAACAGUGCCCGUUCAGACAAAUAUAGCUCAAGGCAAACCAACCAUUCAGUCAAGCACGUACUACAGUUUUGCUUCAUUCUAUGCUGUGGAUGGUGUAACAGGUGGAAACCUCAAUACUGACGGCUGUAUGCACACACGUGGUGGUCACGUCUGGUGGAUGGUGGACCUUCUUCAUGUGUACAAUAUUUCGAGGAUCACUGUUUUCAGGAGAACAGGUUCCCUGGGUCGCCCAGAUCUUUUUAAAAUCGUCGGCUUUGAUCUGCAUCCUACACUCUGUCCUCUGUCAUCCCCGAAAGUCUGCGUCAACCAACUCGGCAGUUUCACAGGUCCAUCAAAGACUGUGUCUUGUGAACAGGAGGUCAUGGCCAGAUAUGUAAAAGUUUCCUCCUCUACUCACAUGAUGAUGUGUGAGAUGCAAGUGUUUGGACAGAAUAUAGGUGGAUGCUUGAGGAAUAAGUUACAAGUGAAAGAAGGCCACAAACUGGAUGACUCCUCUAUCACCAUGCUACGUGGUAAUGCCUCAAGUCUCGUGGAGUGCAGCAUCAACUGUUACAGACUCCACAACUGUCUGUUCUUCAACUUCAACAGACUGACUGGAGAAUGUCAGACAGGAAGUGGCCAGGAAACUUCCGCUUCUUCCUCGGGAGCUGGCUGGGUCUUCGGCACAUUUUGUUAAAGGGUUGUUUGUCCUACCUCUUUUCGAUAUGUGUCCAUAUGUUAUGUGUAUGAUCUGGGCAGGAGAGGCGUGUGACUACUGAAUUUUGUCAGAUUUGGAACUUAUACAAUCCAACAUCAAAUUAAAAUCUCAAACGAUGUUAUAUAUAUGAUUGUGAUUAUUAAUAUGUUCAAUGAAGUUAUACAGGCCAUAUGUAUAUGAACAGAUGUUUAAUAAGUCAUGGAGAAACAUGGUAUUCAACAUACCUAUAGACAUUCAUUAUAUGGACGAUAAAAAUGCUUGUGUUCUUAUGUGUAUCUUAUAAACAUAUCUAAACACUUUCUCUGAUUUUAGAGAUGAAUGUAGACCUUGUGACUUUGCUCAGGCCUUAGGAGUCUUCAGAAAAAUAACCUGAAACUUUCACAGUUCUUAUCUACACAUUUUUGUAUUACCGCGUUCGUGAAAUGGCAAAAUGCAAACACUAAGUUGAUCAAGGUCAGAUAUUCAAGUACUGAUCAAUGUCGUUGCGAUAGGUUGUUGUCGCUCUUUAUUGCACGGCCUAUUCCUACACCUGUAUCCAAAAUUCUAUACGUUCUCAAAUCUCCAAAUUGGACCCGUUUGCCGACACAGCUUCGUUUCGGAAAUGAUGACGCCAGCUUCAAUUCUAGAUCUCUUAUCACGAAGCACAUUUUUCGGUUUCAGUUGUCAUGUCGACUGGUAUUUUUAUCUUACCAAUUGUUUCAAUCAUAAGAGAAAAGUGUGAAGUGAUUGGGCGUCUAUUACAAGACUCAAAAGAAAUGUAUGGUGACCAAUGGGUCCAGCGUAUGUACAGUAAUAGAAUUAAGAUUAAAUAUACUGGAUGAUCACUUCUUUAAUUUCAGUAAUCUUAGUUGAUAUAGCAUCAGAUUAAAAAACAUUUUUAGUUAGAAACGAAUCUCAAUAAUCAUCAAACGUGACAAAAGACAUUUCCAUUAUAAAAAAAUCUUUAUCACUGUCCAGAGUACGAUUCCUACCAAAUCAUAGUAUGUAUUAAUGAAAUGCUAUCAAAUA